Linum trigynum is the source of this 3077-nucleotide messenger RNA. The record is from the annotation of a GenBank genome assembly. Lineage: Eukaryota; Viridiplantae; Streptophyta; Magnoliopsida; Malpighiales; Linaceae.
GUCGUCGGUACGAUAGAGUUUUUGAAAUAUUGGUUAGGGUCACUUGUCCGGUUUGAGCGAGAAUUUUGCGUUAUGACUUAUGACUUAUGAGUUGACUGGACCGGUUUGGUUGUAAAGUCCACUAGACGGCCCACCUAAUCGAAGAGGGACGAUAAAAGUAGCGGGCUAAAUAAAAAGCCCAUAUUGGCCAUCCUCGAUUUCUUCCUUCUCACUGCUCGCCGUCUGUCUACUCCGGCUUCCAAGAAUGGGUUCGAUUGCAACGCCUCCACUGACGGAGAACGGAACAUCGGCGCCGACCUCUGCUGGCGGCAAUUCUAACGUCGAACAAGAGAGUCAAUCUGCCAUCGACGAAAUGCCUUCCUUGCCCGGAAACACGGUUUCUAUGGAAACAGACGGUUUGAAGGAAAGGAGAGGUAGUUCGCUCCCGCUGGAGGUUGGAACUCGGGUCAUGUGCCGCUGGAGAGAUGGCAAGUAUCAUCCCGUGAAGGUUAUUGAAAGGAGGAAGGUUUCGUACUCCGGAGUUAGCGAUUACGAGUAUUAUGUUCAUUACACCGAGUUUAACAGGAGGCUUGAUGAAUGGGUGAAACUUGAUCAGCUUGAUCUGGACUCCGUUGAGGCUGUAGUUGACGAGAAGGUGGAGGAUAAGGUAACAAGCUUAAAAAUGACACGCCAUCAGAAAAGGAAGAUCGAUGAGACCCAUGUUGAGGGACACGAGGAACUUGAUGCUGCCAGCUUGAGGGAGCAUGAAGAAUUCACAAAAGUGAAAAAUAUAGCAACUAUGGAACUUGGGAAGUAUGAGAUUGAAACAUGGUACUUCUCACCAUUUCCACCUGAAUACAAUGAUUGUUUGAAGCUCUACUUUUGUGAGUUCUGCCUGAAUUUCAUGAAGCGUAAGGAGCAGCUUCAAAGGCACAUGAGGAAGUGUGAUCUCAAACAUCCCCCUGGUGAUGAGAUUUACAGAAGUGGUACAUUGUCAAUGUUUGAAGUCGACGGUAAAAGGAACAAAGUCUAUGGUCAAAACCUCUGCUAUUUGGCGAAGUUAUUUCUUGAUCACAAGACCCUCUACUAUGAUGUUGACCUCUUCUUGUUUUACGUGCUGUGUGAAUGUGAUGAUCGUGGAUGUCACAUGGUUGGAUAUUUUUCCAAGGAAAAACAUUCCGAGGAAUCCUACAAUUUAGCUUGUAUCCUCACUCUUCCCCCUUACCAAAGGAAAGGCUACGGGAAAUUUCUAAUUGCUUUCUCAUAUGAACUUUCGAAGAAGGAAGGCAAGGUUGGAACACCUGAGAGACCUCUUUCUGACCUAGGCCUGGUUAGCUAUAGAGGAUACUGGACCCGUGUUUUGCUCGACAUCUUGAAGAAGCACAAAGGCAACAUUUCUAUUAAGGAACUAAGUGACAUGACGGCAAUCAAAGUCGAAGAUAUUCUGACGACGCUGCAGAGCCUGGAAUUGAUCCAAUACAGGAAAGGACAACAUGUGAUAUGUGCGGAUCCCAAGGUUUUGGAUCGGCACCUGAAAGCGGCUGGCCGUGGAGGUCUUGAUGUUGAUGCCAGCAAGCUCAUCUGGACACCAUAUAAAGAACAGAGUUAGGAGGUGACGAGGAAGAAGGCAUCAAUCUGUAGCCUGUCGUUGUACCAUAUUGUAUGUAGAUAUAUAUUCUACUAGGAAAGCACAAAAUCUUUAGAGAGCAGCUGCUUGUGAUAUGUAUUUCACCAGAAUAGGCGAAUUGGUUUAAGCUAAAACGCCUUGCUGUACGCUAGUGAUCUUACGAUUCUUAUGGAAGUCAUAUGGGUUUAGUGACCGAUUAUCAGUGAUCUCAAAGCUCAGUGACCUUUUUGGCGUUUAUGUAUAAUUCACUGUCAAGUGUCAAACUUGUUGCCUUGCGGGUUUUCGUCGGGUCUUAAACUCUUUAUAGAUUUUUGCUUUCAUCUUUCCCUCCAACCCCCAAAAUCACAUCGCCUCCCUACCUCCCUCCUUCCCGUUGUUCCUUCCGGCAGACAUAUAGCCGCCUCCUUCCCUCCCUCCGUCGCCUUCGGCGUCGUGUCCCAUUGCUCGACCUAGGUGAUGAUGACAGAAUGAAGGCAUCUGGGUUUAUUAUCCCACUGGGAAUGGGAUGGUGUUGACCGUAGUAGCGGUACAUAUCCUUUCUUUUUAAUUGUCUCUCUCUUAUUGCUGAAUAUAAGCUUGACAAUAGAAUUGGGCCUCAGGGAGGAGUGUCAUUCUUGUUCAUGUGUUAGCUGUUAAGCCUUUGUCAGGAAGUUCCUCGAUUUUCAAGAAUUAGCUUGUUUUCAUAAGCGAGACAGAGUUACUAAAAUCCGGAACUGUCCUUGGACAAAUGAACGAGGAAGUACAUAUUGUUAACUGAAGUGUUUGCUCUCUCUUUUUGUAGGUUGUGAGAAGGAGUUGUUCAAAAGAACAAAUGAAAAGCAAGCGACAGAGCGUAAAUUGGAGACUGUUCCAGCCGGACAGAGGUAAUGAGUGUCCAUGGGUAGUUCGAGAUGCCCUUUGAUUUCCAGUUGAUGCAUUUUUUACUGAUAGUAUAGAUUCACAUAUCCUUGUAAUGUUUCCUACUGUCGCUCAAGCCAGUUUGAUGUCCUUGAGAGUGCCUGUGUGGGAUGCUAGUUUCUGCUUUCUUCUCUUCCUGAAUAAAGGCGAAUUUUGAAGGAGAUAGUACUAGCUUCCUUAUAUUUCAUUCUGUGUUCAUUGGUGUCUGGUGAUGAAUAUUGUUUUUUACUCUUCAUCUCAUUCUAUCUUCAUGCAGCGGCUUGGAGGAUAGAGAGCGUGCUGACUGUGGGACAAUCUUAGAGCAAUGAUUCUUGAGUUUGCGCUUCAUAAUCUGUGGAAGAGUAACUUGAGAUCUUGGUGAGGAUCUGAUAGACCCUGAGAUUAGGGUUUUAUCGGGAAUUGAGAAUUUAGGGAUUAAGAACAGAAUUAGGGAUUUGAGAAGAGAAAGAUAGAGAAUCGGCCUAGUCCUUUAGAGGGAUUGAGAACGAGAAUUGAGAGGAUUGGGAGAAUAGGGUUUAAGAGAGGGUUUCUUAAUAUUUUUCUUGACUGCCCAUAAUGAAAUCCCAAAGUACAC